AUGGCCCUAGUACUCGGAUGGCAAAAGCUCUCUACUGGAACAACUGGGACAAAUGCUAUCGUUGAUCAAAGAGUACCAGGUAUUUGUUGGUUCGCUGCAACUAGUGUAGGCUUUGAAGAAAAAACUCUCAAAUCGGCGUCUGGACUACGAUUCCAAACUCAACAAGCUCAGGCGGAGCAAAAAGGAAAAGCCGGCACUUCAAUUGGAGUUGGACAUAUCUACCGGCCUGUAUUACUUUAUGGAAGCUCUGGCGGAGUACUACAAAAGCGGAAAUGCGCUGAUGGUCCAAGAAAAGGACACAAUCUUUGGUCAUUUAGGGUUUGGGGCUGGUUUCCUAAUUUUAGCAUCGAUUUAAACGAAGCGCCUUUGCUGCAUUGCAAGGCUCGUCGCUCAGAAGACGAUCUAUCAUCUUCCAUAUCGUCGCUUGGGAUCAGUAACAAUGAAGAGAUUCCGCUGUUGAAGAAUAGGGGUCUCGGAGAAGCCGUUGUCAAGGUCAGAGCCAAAUACGACUUUAUGGCCGAAAGGUCUUCCGGAGAACUAGGCCUAACUGAGGGAGAGAUUCUGCACUUGACAAGCAAAAACCCGCUUUGUUUGUCUCCAACCACAAGGACCGAUGGAGCGGCGAACAGCGGCUGGUGGUCUGGCGUGAACAGUAAAAACGAAACGGGAAUAUUUCCGUCUGCUUACGUUGAGCUUGUGGGGUCAGAGGCCGAUUUAUCCGCUUUGCUUCGGACCGGUGAGACCAAUUCUACCCAAACCACGUCUCCUUCUUCUUCGUGUUCUUUGUCUUCAAGCACGCACUUGAACUCUUCAUCGACAGGGUUACAUGUGGCGCCCAUUUCGAAGCCUUUCCCGGUCUCCGGGAGCGCCAAAACCACCCCGUCCAGCUCCAAUGGCAGUCUACAUGCUCAAAAGGCGGUCGAUGUCGGUGCACACUCGGGGACCUCGCCUAUGUCAUCCACCAUUCCGGCUUGCUUUGUUUGUGGCUGCAACGAGUUUGCGAAGAAUGUAUUUAAAACAGAUUCCUGCAAUAACUGCUUCCAUAAGCACAAGCAAAAUAAAGUUCAAUGA
Mitosporidium daphniae is the source of this 1071-nucleotide messenger RNA. RefSeq lists its product as uncharacterized. Gene Ontology annotation, molecular function: protein binding; phosphatidylinositol binding. The transcript has 2 exons. Gene Ontology annotation, cellular component: plasma membrane; cytoplasmic vesicle. Lineage: Eukaryota; Fungi; Microsporidia. Gene Ontology annotation, biological process: endosomal transport; plasma membrane tubulation; endocytosis. The coding region runs from base 1 to 1071 and encodes 356 amino acids. The record is from RefSeq and is a predicted model, not a curated record.